This is a messenger RNA of Gastrolobium bilobum, 1152 nucleotides long. RefSeq lists its product as uncharacterized. The record is from RefSeq and is a predicted model, not a curated record. Lineage: Eukaryota; Viridiplantae; Streptophyta; Magnoliopsida; Fabales; Fabaceae. The coding region runs from base 136 to 1017 and encodes 293 amino acids. The transcript has a single exon.
AAUAACUCCCAUUUAUUAUCGCGCCAUAGCAAUGACUCUCCCACCAGUCCACCACUGUCUCUACUUUCUCUCUUCUCGUUCCUCACAGCAAGAAAAUUCUAGAGAGAGAGAGAGAAACACUACGUGUUACAUGUAAUGGCGAGUAAGUGGGUGAAGUCAUUGCAAUGCAAGUCAAGAGCAUUUGAAGACGUGUACCACCCAAACCCCAAAAUCCUUAUGCCCAGUGUCAGUUGUAGAAAAAGCGUCCAAAACAUCAAAGACAUGGUUGACAUACCCAAACCCAAGCCCAGAAAACCAAAACCUAAGCCAGCCUUGGAAAAACAACCUAGUUCUAAAUACCCAACAACAGCAACAACAACAACAACAACAACCAAAUCCGAAUUCGAACCCACCAUGAAAACCUCUCGAAGAAGUUCUUCCACUAACACCUCUUCGCGUUCCAUCACGGAGCUUCCCGUGGGGCACCCUUCUCGCAACGUCGUCGAGAUUAUCUUCCACACCAGCUGGGGACCCAAGCCAUUUCCGGGUCGGGUCGAGAUUAUAUUCAAGGUUCAAAACGGGACCCGGACCGUGUCACGAUUCGAGGAGUUUCGCGAGGCGGUGAAGGGACGCGCCGCCGCUUCCGUGGCUCUGGCGGAAGGGACCAACUGGGAGGAGAAUGCGCGGUGUGUUGCCGAUGGGAACGAGGUGAUGCGGUUUCACUGCUUGGGGCCCGCCGCGGACGGUGGUCCCUACGACGGUGGCUUUGCAUGGUCGUUUCCGGAGAGGAAGGGGUCGGCGAUCUGCACGUUCGCCGGCAGCGGUGGCGCUCACGAGACUGCCGGCGGAGGCAGGGGGAGAAGGGCCAUGCUGGUGUGCAGGGUCAUAGCGGGUCGGGUAUCGAAGCAACUCGGGUUUUUGGACUCGUUGUUAGACAAGCGAGUGGGGUUCGACUCGGUGAGUGGGGACAAUGGCGAGUUGUUAGUGUUUGACUCGCGUGCGGUGUUGCCCUGUUUUCUUAUUAUUUACGAGUUGUAAAAAAAUGAAAAGAAAAAUUAUUUACCUUUCUUUUAAUUGUUUUUGUUUUUUUAACUUCCUUGAUUUAUUUUCAUUGGAGAUGUAUUUGCGUAUGUACUUGAUUCUUGAGAUCUUAAAGUCGCACUUAUCAGCUUG